AUGCUGCAUGGCGUCCUUACAUCCCCUCUUCUCUCUUUUGCCGCGGCUGCCUGCGGCUGCUGCUGCUUUUCCUAUGGUGUGUUCCGGCGGCGAGACAGACAGCUGCAGCAGAAGAGGGUUGCUGCUGCUGCAGCAGCAGCAACAGCAGCGUUAGCAACUCCUGGCCCAGCGCAGCAAGGGCCUUUAAGCGAAAGCCAACUGCAGCGAUUGAUGAAGCAAUGCCAGGUCGCCACUCCCAGCAGCAGCAACUACAAGAGUAGCAGCAACAGCAGCGAAGGUAGCAGCAGCGACAUCUGCAGUGACUUACUGCAUGUCGCAGCAGCGGCUGCAGCUGCCGCAGCAGCUGUCGGCAGCAACAGCAGCAGCGGUCCUAGAGGAGGCGUCGCCUCCAGGAGCAGUAGCGACGAUAGCAGCAGCAGGACCAACAGCAGCAGCAACAGCAACAGCGAUAGCAGGAACGAGUACUGCAUUGGCCUUGUAGAAUCAGCAGCAAUUGUAUCUGACCCCCAAGGCCCAUCCCGCUUCCUCCAAAAGGGGAAGAGAGGAAAUAAAUAUCUGCUGCUCACCUACACCUGCCCAUACACCCCAAACAAUCAGGAGCAGCAGCAAGAGCAGCAGGAGCAUGAACAAGAGGACGCGGAGGGUCACGUGUCGGGCCACCUCAAGCUGUACCUUCCGAAGGCGAAGCAUUCCAAGAAAGUUGCAGCGGCACCAGCAGCUACAGCUACAGCAGCAGGUUGCAGUGUACGUGUGGGGCCAAUUGAAGAUAUUUGUUGCGAUGUGCAUGCAGGAGAUUUGUUGCUUUUUCAAUUAAACCCUAGACGCCAAUUAAAACCCCUCAUUCUGUGGUCUACCCACCAAACCCUAGAUGCCAACCCUAACACACCGUCUUCAAACCCCCAGGGGGCCCCCGAGGGGGCCCCACAAGGUACAGGGGCCCCUGAGGCCUUCCCCGACAUUGUUGGGGCCCCCAGAGGGGCCCCAAAUGGCAAAGAGAGAAAAGCAGCAGCUGUAGAAAUGGGGGCUCCCAAUGGGUCCUCCGAAGGGCGGAAGGGGGCCCCCAACAAUGUGUGUGAAGGGGGGGGCCUAAAGGGUACGUUUGGGGUUUGGGGUGAAGGCAGCGGGGGCUCAGGAGUCCCCGAGUUCGCAGUUGGGGCUUCGCUGAUGCUGCUGGGGGCCCUCAAAAUAUCCCUGCGCACUGUACUUAAAAGGGUUUAG
Molecule: messenger RNA, 1218 nt
Organism: Eimeria maxima
Lineage: Eukaryota; Apicomplexa; Conoidasida; Eucoccidiorida; Eimeriidae
Exons: 1
Coding region: 1-1218 (405 amino acids)
Source: RefSeq, a predicted model, not a curated record